UUGAAUAAAGCGCAACUACUGCGGAGCCGUGCGGUCGACCACUCGGUUUCCGUCGGGCCGCCACCAUUUUGGCCGCAGAGUUGUUUCUGGAACGAAGCUAUCCCAUUUGGAAAGAUGGAAACCACCAGCAGUCCAGCAAAAGAAAACUACAGGAUGAAUCGUUACAAGAACAAAGCAUUAAAUCCUGAAGAGAUGCGUAGGAGAAGAGAGGAAGAAGGGAUUCAGCUAAGGAAGCAAAAACGAGAACAACAGCUGUUUAAAAGGAGAAAUGUGGAAAUUAUUAAUGAUGAAUCUGCCGCAUUUGAAAGUCCUCUCAUGGAUUCAUUUGUCAGCUCUUCAGCAGCAGGGGAGGGGAUGAUCACAAGGGAAAUGGUACAGAUGCUUUUCUCUGAUGAUAUUGAACAGCAGCUAGUGACCACUCAAAAGUUUCGUAAAUUGCUUUCCAAAGAGCCAAAUCCCCCCAUUGAUGAAGUAAUCAACACAUCUGGUGUUGUGGAAAGAUUUGUAGAAUUUUUGAAAAGAAAUGACAAUUACACACUACAGUUUGAAGCAGCCUGGGCUUUGACAAAUAUAGCUUCAGGUACAUCUCUCCAGACAAAAGUGGUCAUAGAGGCUGGUGCUGUUCCUAUUUUUAUCGAGCUGCUAAACUCUGAGUUUGAAGAUGUUCAAGAACAGGCAGUGUGGGCCUUGGGAAACAUUGCAGGUGAUAGUGCAGUAUGCAGGGACUUUGUACUUCACUGUGGCACCCUUUCACCUUUGUUACAGUUAUUGAUAAAAUCUAACAGACUCACAAUGACAAGAAAUGCUGUCUGGGCACUGUCUAAUUUGUGCAGAGGGAAAAAUCCACCACCUGAUUUUGAGAAGGUUUCGCCGUGUUUAGCUGUACUGGCCAGAUUACUGUUCAGCAGUGACCCUGACUUGCUUGCUGAUGCUUGUUGGGCAUUAUCAUACUUGUCAGAUGGACCCAAUGAGAAAAUUCAGGCUGUUAUUGACUCUGGGAUUUGCAGACGAUUGGUGGAACUCUUAAUGCAUAAUGAUAACAAAGUUGCCUCACCAGCAUUAAGAGCUGUAGGUAACAUAGUAACAGGUGAUGACAUCCAGACACAGGUCAUAUUAAAUUGUUCAGCUUUACCAUGUCUGCUACAUUUAUUAAGUAGUCCAAAAGAAUCCAUAAGAAAGGAGGCCUGUUGGACCAUUUCAAACAUUACAGCUGGAAAUCGAGCCCAGAUCCAGACAUCCUCGAAACAGAAGGAAAACUCCAAAGAAUGAUGAUUCUCAAUACCCGAAGCCUGGACUGACACCUUGCCCUACUGUCCUGUUUAUUAUUUAUUGUAAAUGCCUGCACUUUUUUUGUGCACUUUAUGCAGUCCUGUGUAGGUCUGUAGUCUAGUGUAGCUUUCUCUUUUUUUAUUACGUAGUUCUGUCUAGUUUUUUGUACUGUGUCAUGUAACACUAUGGUCCUGAAAAACAUUGUCUCAUUUUUACAGUGCACUGUACCAGCAGUUAUGGUUGAAAUGACAAUAAAAGUGACUUGACUUGAUAGAAAAAAGAUGUAAGAUGCCCCGCCCCCUGCCCCCAGACACACACAAGCAGCAUCAACCCUCCUCCCACCUUUCUAAAAUAAAAAUAAGAUGAGAUAUAGGAGCAGAAUUAUGGCAUUCAGCCCAUCAAGUCUGUCCCACCAUUUCAUCAUGGCUGAUCCAUUUCCCUCUCAACUCCAAUCUCUUGCCUUCUCCCCAUAACCUUUCAUGUCCUGACUAAUCAGAAUCUAUGAAAGUCUGCUUUAAAUGCACUCAAUAACCUAGCGUAAAUCAAGUUUAUUUUUAAGUGCACAAGUAUGGUGAGAUACAGGAACAACGAAAACUUGUAGCAGCAUCACAGGCAAGUAAACACAGACAACAUGCAGGAUAUAAAUUGUGGAUGGUGGCGGGGUGGGGGGCAUGGUAGCGUAGUGACCAGCACAAUGCUCUGCAGCACAGGUGACCUGGGUUCAAUUCCCACCACUGCCUGCAAGGAGAUUGUAUACAGUCCCCAUGACUGCACAGCCACCCCCACCCCAAGCACCCUUUAGAGAAGCAUCAACUGGCAGGCCAAUUGGUCACUGCAAGUUGCCCCAUACUUAGGCCAGGGCCAAAGCAUCGGAAUUCUCACCACCCGCCAUGAGCAACAACAAAGCUCCCAGAGAGACCAUGGUCUACAGUUCAUCAAAAACUAACUGUUCACUCCAACAUUUCAACAUCUUACAGGCUACCUCUCUCACUAACAAGGGAGAGACAGAUAUCAUUCCUUCCACAGCAACAGGGGAGAAAACAGUCACUAUUUCAAUGUUACAGUCAGUUUGAAGUGUUGCUUUUUAUUUCGAGUUCUCCAACUUGAGAACUGACAAAUCAAUUACCUAGUGUAGAGCCAUCCGACAGCUGUAAGUGCUGUCGUUGAUGUUGUAGCUCCUGUUACGCUUCCGCAUGUGCCACUGGCAAGAAGUUGUGUCCACGGGGCUGCACUGGCCCCUGAAGUCACCCAAUAACGUGGCCGAUCAGCAAGCUCCAAGAGCAGGAACGUGCCAUCAUAAACAACCUCCUCUUCUGUAGUCUGUAUAUGGUCUAUGACCUUACUUCUAAGGACGCUGUGUCCAUCUCCCUAGUAAAUACAGAUGCAAAAAUUCCAUUUACAAUCUUUCCCAUCUCUUUUUGCUCCAUGCAUGGAUGACCACACUGAUCUUCAAAAGAACCAAUUUUGCUCCUUGUUCCUUUUGCUCUUAAUAUAUGUCCUUAGGCAAAAUUAAGAGCAUAAUAUAUGCUCUUAAUUUUGCCCUUGGAAUUCUUCUUCACCUUGUCUGCUAGAGCAACUUGUGCCUUCUGAUUGCCCUUUUAGUGUUCUCUUGCAAUCCUUAUUCCUGCUAUGCAGCUCCUUCUACUUCUUAACCAGGGCCUCAAUAUUUCUCGAAAACCAAGAUUCCCUAAACCUGUUGGCCUUACCUUUUAUUCUUACAGGAACAUACAAACUCUGAAGAUUUCACUUUUGCAGUCCUCUUUGUUGGGACCUCUAUAUAUUGAUUAAAGAAACUUUCCUGGACACAUUUGGCAAACUUAAUCCCAUCCAGUCCUUUAACAGUAUGGAAAUCCCAGUAAAUAUGUGGAAAGUUAAGAUCACUUAUUAUCACAAAGUUUUGUUUCUUGCAACUGUUUGUGAUCUUUCCACAAAUUUGCUCCUCUAUUCCCACUGUCUAUUGGGGGGCCUAUGAUAUAAUUCAUUAAUGUGGUCAUCUCUUUCAUGCUUCUCCAUUCCACCCAUUAAACCUCAGUAGACAAAAUCUCCAAUCUGACCGGUGUGAACAUUGCCGUGAAAUUUUUCCUGCUAAGUAGUGCACUGUAAUCCUACCUACUUUAUCAUGUCUAAAGCAAUGGAAUCCUGGAACAUUGAGUUGCCAGUGCUGUCCCUCCUGCAAAGUCUCACUAAAGAUUACAAUAUCAUAAUUCUAUGUACUGAUCCAUGCCCUGAGCUUAUCUGCCUUACCUACUGUACUCAAACAAUACUUGCAUUAAAAUAGAGAAAAUUUGGGUUUGGGUGAUGUCAUCAGCCAGAAUGGCUGCCUAAAAUAAUAGCUCCUCCGAAAAAACGCUUAUUUUGUCCCAUUAAAAUCUCUCAAUAAUACUUGAACUGAUAAGGGGGGCAAGAAUGUUGAAAAGGGCCAAAAAAAAGUGCCAUUGCAGAGCCUGUAAAUAAAUAAAAUACAGAGAACAGCUCUCCUAUACAGGCACAUGAUGGCGAAGUUAAUGCUCGCCCUCAUUCAAACGAAGAAGCAAGUUUAGCAAAAGUUCUGGAGGAGAUACGGGACUUUCACAAAGACAUAAAACAACAACUAAAUGAUAUUAAAUCUGAGCUCACCAAUGUUAAUCAAAAAAUAGCAGAAGCAGAGGCACGAAUUGAAAAGGUAGAAGAUCACAUUCAAAAUGUGGAACAGGUGCUAAGCAAGAUGAUAAAAGUGAUGAAUCAACGAGAAAAUAAACUACUCGACCAAGAAGGGAGGUCUGGACAGAAGAAUAUAAGGAUAUAUAACGUUCCCGAAAAAACCGAGGGGUCGUCUAUGGUGGAGUUUGUGGAAAAGUUACUACAAGAUACGCAAGAGAUUGCCCUGACUACAGAACUUGACUGCUCGUCCUGAGACCCUUUGGGGAUAGGGAAGACAAGCCACAGUCAAUAAUACUCAGAUUCCUCCACUAUAAAACCAAAGCAGAGAUUCUGCACGAGGCCUGGGGAAAGAAGAAGGUAUUUUUGAAUGAGAGAUUAAUAUAUUUUGAUCAAGAUUACUCCCCAGCGGUCCUGCAGAAAUGUACAGAAUAUUCUGAAGUGAAGUGAGUGUUAAAGUAGAGAAAGAUUAGCAGGGUACAGAGUCCGGAAGCUAAACUACGAGUGUUCUAUGAGAACGGGACGCGGCUGUACCAGACAGUGGAGGAGGCAAUUGCAGAUAUGAUCAAUAGAGAACUGCCCGUCAACGUGAUCACACCGAGGGAAAGCCUAGCUGAGCAGCUAUCCCACUCGCCUGGGAAAUGGUGGGAGUACCAAGAAAAUAGGAGACGGGAGAAGAGAGAGAGAAGAAUAUCAGGGAGAGACAGCAAGUUUUCAGAAGACAGUCCUCACCCCCUCCAGAAGAGAUACGAGGUCUGACUAAUCUCAAAAGUGUUGAUAAGCUAAGCAGAAGCCAAAAUAGACAAUACUAUAUUUAUCUCAAGAAAUACAUAUUAUAUAAUUUGUUCCAGUAAAAGUCUUAAAUUUGUCCAAAAAGGUUGAAUUUUAGAGCAAGACCAUGUCGAAUGUAAAAAAGUACCAGUUUCCUGGUUACAUCGGAAACACUGAUCCGAUAAAUUUGGAUUAAAUUUUUUUAUUUUUUGUGGUGUAAUAUAUAAUUGAUGUAGAAAAUUAUACUGCACUAAUCUUAACCGAACAUUUAUUGUAUUUGUCAUACUAUCAAGACAUAGUCUUGACCAAUUUGUUUCUUCAAUUUUAAUAUUCAAAUCACUUUCCCAUUUUUGUCUUGACUUAUGGACUCCUUGCUUAAUUACCUGUCUUUGAAUCAAGUUAUACAUGCAAGAUAUAAAUUUUUUGAUAUUUCCUUUUUGAAUUAAAAUUUCUAUUUCAUUAGAUUUCGGCAAUAACAUUGUUUGACCUAAUUUUUCUCUUAAAUAAGCCCUUAAUUGAAAGUAACAAAAUAAAUUGUUGUUUGAUAUUUUAUAUUUAUUCUUUAAUUGAUCAAAUGACAUUAAUAUACCUCCUUCAAAACAAUUCCCUAUAUAUCUAAUCCCAAAUUACAGGAACACAAUUUCCUCAUAAUCCAAUAUUAUUUUUACUAGGUGAUAUUGAAGGGAUAAAACCGAAACUCAAACUAAAUAAGUAUCAGAAAGAAUUUAUAAAAAUUGCACUGGCAGUAGCCAAAAAAGCUAUUGCAGUUACUUGGAAAUUGGAUACACAUUUAAGUAUAGAUUCUUGGAAGAAAGAAAUCUAUGGUUGUAUUCCAUUAGAAAAAAUUACUUAUAAUUUAAGAGAUAAAUAUGAAACAUUUUUGAAAAUUUGGAGCCCUUAUUUACAAAAGACAGGAUUAAAUAUAUAGAUGCUCUGAAGAUGAAACAAUUGGUUAUUAGGGGAAAGAAAUAAAUAUACAUAUUAAAGUUAUUACGAAUUCCAUGGAGCAUGUGGAGAUCUUCCAACAACCAGGCAUUCUUUCUUUCUUUCUUUUUUUUCUAUA
This is a messenger RNA of Hypanus sabinus (Atlantic stingray), 5740 nucleotides long. RefSeq names its product importin subunit alpha-7. Lineage: Eukaryota; Metazoa; Chordata; Chondrichthyes; Myliobatiformes; Dasyatidae. The transcript is spliced from 12 exons. Gene Ontology annotation, cellular component: nucleoplasm; cytoplasm; nucleus. The record is from RefSeq and is a predicted model, not a curated record. Gene Ontology annotation, biological process: NLS-bearing protein import into nucleus. Gene Ontology annotation, molecular function: protein binding; nuclear import signal receptor activity. The coding region runs from base 115 to 1269 and encodes 384 amino acids.